This is a messenger RNA of Elgaria multicarinata webbii, 2986 nucleotides long. RefSeq names its product serum amyloid A like 1 (gene SAAL1). The coding region runs from base 90 to 1508 and encodes 472 amino acids. The transcript has 13 exons. Gene Ontology annotation, cellular component: nucleoplasm. NCBI's taxonomy places the organism in Eukaryota, Metazoa, Chordata, Lepidosauria, Squamata, Anguidae. Gene Ontology annotation, biological process: positive regulation of synoviocyte proliferation. The record is from RefSeq and is a predicted model, not a curated record.
AAGGCCUGAGGCGUCUCUUGGGUCACGCUGAAGCCUCUUCCACGGCACGGUGAAGGAAUUUUUUUUGGUGGUCCAGCAGUUAUUCAAAUAUGGACAGGAAUCCAUCACCACCCUCCAGUGAUUCAGAGGAGGAGGCAGUAGUUGCUGGGGAUUCCAUUGGAAACACAGUCUAUAGCAAGCACUGGCUAUUUGGUGUCCUUACAAAACUAAUUGAGGUUAUUAGCUCUAAGGAUGAUUCUGAGGUGAAUGAUGUGGAAGAACAGAUGGAACUAGAUGAAGAUAUGGAGAAUGACAUUUGCAAAGUAUGGGACAUGUCAAUGGAUAAGGAUGUUGCUUUAUUUCUACAAGAGUUUAAUGCCCCUGAUAUAUUUAUGGGUGUGUUUGCCAAGUCUAAGUGUCCUCGGCUUACUGAAAUCUGUGUGGGCAUACUGGGUAAUAUGGCCUGUUGCCAAGACAUAUGCAUGUCCUUUAGUAAAAAUGAGGAUCUUGGACAAAUGGUGUUGCAGCGUCUUUGUGAUUCUGAUUCCCCAACUCUGCUUGAAACAAGCAGGUUGUUGCUGACUUGCCUCUGCCAAUCUGAAGUGGCUAGUAUUUGGGUGGAAAGAAUCCGAGGAAGUCCGUCAGUGUAUGACUGUAUCUGUUUUAUCAUGUCUAGUUCUACAAAUGUGGAGUUGCUGGUGAAAGUAGGUGAGGUGGUCGAUAAAUUGUUUGACACGGAUGAAGAAUUAAUGUUAAACUGGAUUAAAAAAGGUUCUCAUCAGUUAGUGGGGCAGCCUACCAAUGAUUCUUCAGAUGAACAUCCAGAUUUUAAGAUUGUACCCUGUCUGCUUGAAGCUGCAAAACAAGUCUGCUCAGAUAACAAUUCAGAAGGACUUGAUGUUUAUAUGCAUAUCCUACAACUGCUCACUACUGUGGAUGAAGGCAUUCAAACAAUUGUACAUUCUCCUGAUAGAGGAAAAGAGACUUGGAGUUUCCUGUAUAAUCUCAUUUGCCAUGAACUCUGCCAACUAGAUGAUCCACCAAUUAUUGUCCAAGAACAGAAGACAGUGUUAGCUUCUAUUUUAUCCGUGUUAUCAGCCAUCUUUGCUUCACAGACUGAACAGGAAUAUGUAAAGAUGGAGAAAAAUAUGCCUCUAAUUGAAAGCUUGAUUAGAGUUCUACAAAACAUGGAUGAAUGUGGAAAGAGAUCUAUGGACAGUUCCAACAAAUCAAAGUCAGAGGAGGCUGGCAAGAAGGGAAUAAUGGAGGAAGAUUUCCAUUUAAAAAUAUUGAAGGACAUCUGUUGUGAGCUACUCUCUAAUAUGCUUCAGGAACUAUCUAAGGAAAACAUACUAGAGGGGCUCAAGCAAGGUCAUUUAAACGAACAGAAAUGUUGCUGUACAUUCCAAAAUCUCCUCCCUUUGUAUUUAUCAUCGGUGGAGAGCUUCCUUGAAGUGCUGCAUGAAGCUGAUCAGGCCCUUGCUGACAGCUUAGGAAGAAGUUUCCCAAGCUUGAAACUCCCAACAUAGGAACACAUGUACUAUAUUUUCUUGCAGGAUGACUUUGAAUCUUUCAUUAGUGUUUUAAGAAAGCAAUGCGUGAAGAAGUUUAAAUCAUGUAUUUCUUUAACAUCUUUGCAAGGAAAUUCAGAUGAGAAUCCUCAUUAAACAAAGGUGGAGGCGGUAAUGGCAUAGAAAACAAUCUCUCCUAAAGUCUGUUUUGCAUCCACAACUCUACAUUUUUAAGUGCUGUACAUGAGGAGGGAAUGCAAACAUGUUUUUAUAUUUUAGUCGCCAUUGAGGUUGUGGAUCUCAAUUUUGUUGAACAAUGAAAUAUGCUUCAACUAUUUUGAAACAGUUUUUGUGUUGUUGUUUUUAAAGUUGGCUAUUAAUAGUAAUGUUACUUCAGGUAUCUUUUAAUAAAAAAAAAUCAUUGGGUUCCCAUAUGGGAGCCAUGCUCUGCUGUCUACUUGCUACAAUUCAGUAGCAACCUUUUUGAAGACAUCAUUCAGUUUACUUGCAUUAAGAAUACUAAAGCAAUGCAUUUUAAAAAAAGUGAACUCUAAAACUGAAGAAUUACUUAAAUGUCAUCAUUUCUAGAACAUUGUGUAGCAUACAUGUACUUCAGCCCAUUUGUACUGUAAUUGCUGAGUUUAUUUGACUGUUGCUAAAUGCAGCCCUAAAAAAGUUAGGAUACAACAGUUCCGGUUCACAUGAAUGGCCAAUGGUGAAAUGGUCGUCAUCUUGUGACUCUCUUGCCCAAGAAAACUUGAAUGCAGAUGAUGUAGUUUUCCCAGUCUAACUUGUUGAAAUAUUAGAAGUAGCAUCAAAACUGUACUUCAGCUUGUAUAGUUUCUAUAAUAUGGAACUGGAAAAAAAAGUGGGCCCGCUUUUUGAUAUCCAUGCGUAACACACAUCGAGAAAUCUUUCUACACUAUUUUGCAUUAUGUGUGCUCUGAACGACAUCCAAACUGUUUUUAUGAAAGAUAUAAUAGGUGGUGUUAUGCACAACUGUAUACUAAUGUCUAGUUUCUGAAAGGAUGGAAUUAUAUCUGGUCAUGGCGUUGGUGUUUGCAACUCUUACCAGGCACUGAAAUUUUGAGCCGAGAAAAAAGAAGGAAUUAAAUGAGCCCAAAGGAACGGUAUCAUGACUGGGAUCCAGACUGCAACAAGUGGCUGCUGCACUUGCAUAUGGGAGCAAUAACACACACACACCCCGUUAAGCAGCAACUCCCAUUCUUCCUACAAAGCCCCUUUCCAAGAUCAAGGAUUCCUCCAGAGGGGCAGCACAUAUGAGGAGUUGCUGUUAAGAGGAAUGUUUGCCACUCCUCUGUGAGAGUGGAAAUGAGUUUGGAACUCAAAUUGUGUUUCUGCCAUCUUAACUAACAGCUACCAUUAACUAACAGCUACCAUCUUAACUAACAACUACCAUUGAGACUGGUUUUAUAUGUAUAUUGGAAAUAUAUUCUUGAAACUAAAAUGUUACAAUAAAAUUUUUAUGAAACGUG